UCGAACCACGAUCCCGGCUGAACGCGCCGCGAAAUCCGUGCGACUCGAGUUCACGUGCGAGCCUUUCCUUUAUCGAACACGCCGCGCCGUGCAUGCAGAGGCAAGCAACCGUGCAACGAGGUAGCAACGCCGGCGUCGUUGCUAAGUGAUGAAGAGAAACGAAAACGGUGUCCAUGCUCGUGUAACGUGCUCGUGUAACCCGUCCCGAGUCCUGUCGGUGUAAAAAUUAUGUAACCACGUAGGAAGAGGAGGCUCCGAGCAUGAGAAUACGCAGCGCCUCAGUGUUGCCAAGGAGCGUUUGGAAAAUCGGCGAACUAGCGGAGAAGGGAACAAAGGAUAAUCCCGUGGAGGAAAGUUCGUGGAAGAACACAGAGAAUCGUAGACAAUCGUAAUCGUGGAACUAUAGCACGGAAGAAAGGAAAUGGAAGCCACCGAGUGGAAUAUUACCGAAAAGAAUGUAAAGAACGAUCGAAACGGAUGUCUGAGAGAAAUAACGAAGAUGUUUGAGCAUUAAAGAGGAGGAAAGCAGAGAAGUGGAAAGCUUUGGAGAAUUUUCUAUUUGCUUCUGAAGCACGUAGAAAGCAAACGCAUAUUUUUCCAUUAAAACGUUUCCCCAACAUUUCCACGUGAACUGCGUUAAUGAGGUUUUAAUGAAAAGAAAGAAUCGCCAUGGGUUCGCAAAUGAAAUCGUAAUUCUAAAAAAGCGUAAAUCCUGGACCAACGGGAGCAAUCACGUGCGCGAGUAUAGGAGAGCUUGAUACAAAUGUCGGAGUGAAUUCGAACGAAUUUUCGACGAUUCCGAAUUAUCGUGAACGAGAACAGGCUAGCUCGUUAGCGAUUAGAAUUACUUGGAAAGCUUUAAAUUGAAUCCGGCGCUGGCUUCACGCUGGUCUAUGACAAUCUUGGAAUCGCGAUUGAUUCGAUCGUUCGGAGUUGGCGAGUCCAUGAUCGGAAAUUCAUGUUCCAUCAAAGUUCUUCGUCACGAUAAGGAAUGCAGCUUUGUGAAACACGGCGAGUGCAGCAUGGUGUCGCGCUAAUUUCACGGGGUGAUUAAGUCGAGCCACAAAGGAAAAGUGGAAUCGCUGGCAUCUGCCGCAUAGCAAUUCCUGGUAUUCGAAGGAUCGAACAAAAUGGCGAGCCGCAUGAAAGCGUUAUACAAUCAGGUUAUCUUCGAAAGGCGAAUUUUGCUUGGUUGCACUGUCUUGGUGGGCCUGUCAGUGUGCAUAUGGUUGGUUGCCAUUGGAACCGAUCAUUGGUUCACGGUCGAAUCACCGGAUAAAGAAGGUUUACCCCUCGGAGGGCUGUCUAAGGGUAAAAGAUUAAUCUACAGGCAUAGUGGUCUCUGGAAAGGCUGUGUCGAAGGGCUGGCUCCAAACUCCGAAAAUUCCACGGAGAUGAUCCCCUUCAACGAGUGCACGAAGCAGGAUAUGUUCCCGAGCGACAAGCAGUUCAAGUUGAAUCCAGGAUUGAACACCGUAGUCAAUUAUUCGAGGACGCAGGUAUCGUUCGCGUUAAUCAGCCUGUUUGUGAUGGUAAUGGGCUUUUUCUUCUCCAUCUACACGUUCCGCAAUCCACGAUACAUGUUCAAGCGACUGGCCGGUGGAAUACAUUUCAUUAGCGGCGCAUGCAACAUGGUGGUGAUACAAGUGCUCUUGUCCUCGAUCGAGUUCGAGAGAGAACACUUCCAUUCAACGUUCCCGAGGCAUGGGAUCCUGAGGUACGAUUUUUCUUUGAUCCUGGCCUGGAUCGUGUUCCUCUGCAACCUGCUCGCAGGCUGUGCCUUCAUGCUGUUCUCCAGGAAGCGGAAGAGGGACAAGGCACCUACGGAAGAGAUCGCGAUGGCCGACGAGCCGACAAUUAUCGGUCGUUGAUUGGCUUGAUCGUCACUUCUUAAUUGAUCGAACGAUGCGUGCGUUGUUAGAGACUGUCGCCUGUGCGAGAGGAAAUAUGUGAUCCGUGAAAAUGAAUUUGACGAAGGUAAAAGACGCGAACGUACUGCGCAUCGUAGGCGAAGAAACGCGCGAAGACAAUCGUUCGAACGAUUGUCGGGAAUAGCAAGUAUUUCGAGAAUUGUCGACCAAGUGAAUCGAGAAGUUCGAUAUCGGUGCGUUUGCACGGUGGUUUCGAUUUUAUUUACCUUUCAUUGGCCGGAGGGCGAUUAACCGUGUUUCCUUCGCGUUCGAUUCGGUUCGUCAUUGGUUAUUUAUUAAAAGACAGAACGCAAAUGCACCUCGAUAUCGAAUCCUCCGGCUCUCCCAUGUGGUUCGAGCAAUCGAUGUAAUCGAAAGGCUGCCCCGUGUUGAACAUUUCGGAAAAACAGGAUAGAAGAUAAAUUAAUCGACAGAUGAUAUUUUUGUAUUACCUUGGAAUAUCGAAAUCUAGGAUAUCGUUAAUGACCGGGACCAUCGAACAUAAAAUUUGCAUCUCUCGUGGAAUUUCUGCCAAAAUGAAGUAAUCGAUUUAACGUAGACAAAAUUCUAGAGGAACAAAUAUUCGCGAAAUACGGUAUUAAUACUAGUACUGAUUAUAGCACGGUAUUAGUAUUAGUAUUAGUACUCGUUGGAGAUCUAAGCUUCUAAUUCUGCCAUCAGAAUUGUGCUCGAAUAUCUGACAACCGAAUAUUUCUGACCACAAGGAAUAGACUAUCACGUGCAACAGAUCCCGAUGUAAUCACGUUUAUUUUUCUACGCGAAUCUCUAUAUUUUUCUACCUCCUUCGAAUAAUCUACUAGUAAAUUAAAACAGAAAAAGAAGGAAAAAGAAAGAAUAUAAACAAAAAGUGUCUUAAAAAGGAAAACGUCACGAAUCAUUGUCAAAAUAAUUUGCAAUAAAUAAUACACUCUUAAAAGUGACAAUAUCUCUGUGUAAAUAAAUAUUUAGAACGUCAAAGUCGUUUCUAAACGAGAAGAUAGAAUUCUAGGAGUAGGGAUUUCGAAGCAAUUAGUACCUAUACACGUUUACCGUGCAAUAUAUCAAGUUCAGAAACUAUUUUGGGAUAACCUUAUAGCACAAGUGGAAACCUGCUGCGCUAAUUAAACUAAGAAAACAAUGUUCAACCCUGGAAAUUCACGAACCAGCAAUUUUGGGGGAGUUAGGAGGAAUUAUCGUGGAUUAGGUUUCUCGACAGAGUGAAGUUAUUGUCAGUAGCGCUGAUUGAAAUGGAUUCAAUUAGCGACCCAUUGCUAACACGUGCGAUAUGUAAUUCUGCAAAUUUUCACAUUUCACGGAACAAAGAAUAUCGCUUAACGUUGACAAGAUCCAUAAUUUCGUAACGCCUUUAUGAAAAUAAUUUCUGUAACAAAUUAACUUGGAAAAAUCUACGUUUAAGUUGUCCAACGAAGUUCAUUAUCUCGUACGCGUGUAAAGGAAUUAAAAUUUGUAAGAGACUUAUGGAUCUCGGCAAGGUACGAGUGAUCUUCAGUUGAACUUACGAUUCUAGUCAUCAAUGAUGCUACACCGUUCGUACAACCGUUCGAAUGGAAUUAUUUUCACGAAAAAUGUGUUUAAUAUCCAGUUCGACGUGACUUCAAGCGAUUAUUAAUUAAGUCUACGAUGCUAGUCGAUAAAGAUGCAACGUUCAAUUGUACAACUUUAUGUUAAGAUUACUAUAAUCCUCGUCAAGGGCACGUUAAUCAAAGUUCAAAGACACGACCAUUCUGCGUGUAAACUUUUAUAGAAAAUAGCUCGUCUUUAUAAGUAAAUACUAUCACGUCCAAUCUUAGCCAGCUCUCUAAGUAAACUCUGAGAAUGAUGCGAGUGUACCAUCGCGAAAAUGUUAAUUGCUUCCUUUAUCUAUCGAUUGAAAUACUCGUGCUUUAAACGUAAUUUGAAUUUCAAUUUUCUCGAAGUAAGCGAUAUACGGUAAAUAAAUAAUAAAAUCUUGCACCAUUCUCGUUCUCAAGCGUUUUAAUGUAGGAAGUUUCAGCAAUUUCCUGGUAUCGCGAAAAUCACUAUUUCUGAAACGAUGAUUUAUGUCGUAAAAUCACGCUAUACAGGAGAACUCGCGAGUGAAUGCUACUCGAACGAGCUUUUUACAUCGUCCCUUCUACGUGAAAAGCAAACAUGUGCCAUCGAUAUCAUUUAUCUUCUUAUCUACGAUGCAUCGCACUUUGUGGUUGUUUGAGUUUCGAGUUUGUUAUCCUUCGUAUCAAAGAUUACGUGAAAUCAAUUUUCGCUAAUCAAAGUUACUCUGAUUAUGGCAAAUAUUACCAGCGAUAGCUUCUUGUUCUGUAAUUUGUCAUAAUAUAUGAACGUUAAUUAAAUGCAAAUUAAUUAACGCAGAGAGGACCUCGAGGUAAAAGAGGAUUCAUAGGUUGCUUAUGUUAUUUUGCGAAAGUAUUACUGGAAUCUGAUCAUCGUUCUUGUGAUCUUUGAAGAACAGAUGGAUCAUUGCACCGAUUAGCGAAUAUUGAUCACAGAAUGAACUGCACAAAAGUGUCUGAUUGAAAGUUCCUUCGCCUUUUGCUUGUUCAGUAUAAGCAGCUGCCCACGCGUUCUGAUAAAAGACAUCUACUUUAUACACGUGUA
This is a messenger RNA of Eufriesea mexicana, 4526 nucleotides long. RefSeq names its product transmembrane protein 114. The record is from RefSeq and is a predicted model, not a curated record. Gene Ontology annotation, cellular component: plasma membrane. Lineage: Eukaryota; Metazoa; Arthropoda; Insecta; Hymenoptera; Apidae. The transcript has 6 exons. The coding region runs from base 1131 to 1871 and encodes 246 amino acids.